This is a messenger RNA of Oldenlandia corymbosa var. corymbosa, 1026 nucleotides long. NCBI's taxonomy places the organism in Eukaryota, Viridiplantae, Streptophyta, Magnoliopsida, Gentianales, Rubiaceae. The record is from the annotation of a GenBank genome assembly.
AUGGUUUCCGAAGGGAUAUUGUUGGGAAUGGGGAAUCCCCUUCUGGACAUCUCCUCUGUUGUGGACCAAGCAUUCUUGGACAAAUAUGAUGUUAAGUUGAACAAUGCCAUUCUUGCAGAGGAGAAGCACUUUCCCAUGUAUGAAGAGUUGGCUGCCAACCCCAAUGUGGAGUACAUUGCUGGAGGUGCUACUCAAAACUCAAUCAGAGUUGCCCAGUGGAUGCUCCAAUCUCCUGGGGCAACGAGUUUCAUGGGUUCGAUCGGAAAGGACAAGUUUGGAGAGGAGAUGAAGAAGAACUCAAGACAAUCUGGUGUUAAUGUUCAUUACUACGAGGAUGAGGCUGCUCCAACAGGAACUUGUGCUGUUUGUGUGGUGGGUGGUGAAAGAUCUCUCGUUGCGAAUUUGUCAGCUGCUAACUGCUACAAAUUUGAGCACUUAAAGAGACCAGAAAAUUGGGCCUUGGUUGAAAAGGCCAAGUACUACUAUAUUGCUGGAUUUUUCCUCACUGUUUCCCCAGAGUCUAUCAUGCUUGUGGCUGAACAUGCAGCUGCAAAGAACAAGGUUUUCACGAUGAACCUUUCUGCACCAUUUAUUUGUGAAUUUUUCAAGGAUGUACAAGAGAAAGCUCUUCCGUACACAGACUACGUAUUUGGAAAUGAGACAGAAGCAAGAACUUUUGCAAAAGUCCAUGGCUGGGAGACUGAUAGUGUUGAAGAAAUAGCUCUCAAGAUUUCACAGUGGCCUAAGGCAUCCGGAACCCACAAAAGGAUUACUGUCAUUACUCAGGGUGCCGAUCCUGUUGUAAUUGCUGAGGAUGGAAAAGUGCAGUUGUACCCCGUGAUUUUGUUGCCAAAGGAGAAAAUUGUUGAUACCAAUACCGCAGGUGAUGCUUUUGUGGGAGGAUUUUUGUCACAAUUGGUUCAAGAGAAACCUAUUGCAGAAUGCUUAAGAGCAGCUUGCUACGCCGCGAAUGUCAUCCUUCAGAGGUCUGGCUGCACCUACCCUGAGAAGCCUGAUUUUAACUAA